GGCGUGGCGAUCGAGUGGCAACCGAGAAUAUCGUGGCAAUGGAAGUCUGACGAUGGAGCAAACGCACUAAUAACUACCGGUACGACGUAGCAGGUGAAGCAUCUCACCCGGCGGCCCGGAAAUGGACGACGCCGAGUCGUUACUUGGGCUGCGUUAUCUCCACCUCCCACAUGGCUGAUCGCUUAGCCAUGUCACAUCAUGUCUAAGCACGGCAUCUUCGGGGAUAUAAUAAUGAGCUUAUACUCCACACCCCGGCGAGUUGCACGUUUUGCCAGGUCUCCCCAUCAUUUCGUCCCUUUCCAACAGCCCUAUGCCAGGCGCGUCCAGAUCCCCAGACAUUUUGUUUUGACAGCGUGCCGGUAUACAUCAUGUCAAAACAAUAUCAAACUCGGCAUUGGCAUACGUGGUUUGUCUUGCUGCUCUGGUGUAUCGUUUUCCCUUCCUCCGUCAUCGGCCAGCAAUCUGCCGAAUUGACCCAGUUGAUCGCCUCGGUGCCGGACUGCGCACAACCAUGCCUCGCUCUAAUCUUCCAGAACGGGGACUGUACUCUAGCAGGUCUCCCAGGCUGCUUGUGCUCCAGCGUCCCGAUUCAAGCAAACGUGUCGGCAUGUGUCCAGCUUUCUUGCGCGUUCAAGGACCAAACCACCGUCGCAACGAUAUCGAAACAACUAUGCACCGGGUACCCCAUCGAAUCUCAGAGUCGCGAGGUCAAAACAGCCGCCAUCGCCUGCGCAGCCCUCGCAUUUCCGAUCGUCGCCCUACGAUGCGUUGCGAGGUGGAUGGUGACCAAAAAGCUAUGGCUGGAUGAUUGGACGGCUGUUAUGGCAACUGUUCUUCUCGCCGCCCUCAUUGGCGUGCAAAUAGAAAGCACGAACCUAGGAUUCGGUCGCCAUUAUUGGAAUGUCGAUGUAGUCAAUGGCAAAACUAUCCUGCAGAUGUUUUAUGUCACGCAAAUAUUCUACAUCCUCAUCCAAGUAUCGGCAAAAGGGUCAAUCCUCGCCCUCUACUCACGUCUUUUCUCCAAUCGCAACUUUCGAAUGCAAGUCUGGGCGGUUGCAGUAUUCCUGUUGAGCCAUAGCUUGGUGUUCGUAGGCCUCGUCAUCUUCCAGUGCACGCCUAUCAGCUCAAUCUGGAACCGGAAUUUGGAUGGGAAAUGUCUGAACCUCACUGCAAUUGGCUACGCCGGCGCUGCAUUUAGCAUUGUUGAGGAUAUUGUCCUCCUUAUCAUGCCCAUCCCGGAACUCUUAAAACUGCAGCUUGGGACAAGGAAGAAAGCAGCGCUGCUGUUCAUGUUCAGUAUCGGUUCAUUUGCGUGCGUAACAACUUUAGUACGCCUGAAGUAUCUCGUGAGCUUUGCAAACUCAUUGGACACGACAUUUGACAAUGUCCCCAUCGUUAUAUGGUCCAUCAUCGAACUAUCAUGCGCAUUAAUAUGCGCCAGUCUCCCUGCGUUGAGGCCGCUGAUACACAUGGUGCCGGGCGCCCUGAGCACUGUUCGGAGUUCUUCGUUCAAGAACACAACAGGUCCCGGUCCGACAGACAACACCAUCCAGCUUAACGCCAUUAUGAAGCCGGAACGUCAAAGUACGAAGUUCCAAAAAUUACCAGACCAUCAGACUGGGAAGUUUAAAAAGUUGCCUGACCUGCCACAAAAGGGGUAGUAUUUGGUCUGGAAAGCUGGGGAAAUGCAAAAGAAUAGGUGUUGUAAUGAUAAUAGCAUGAGUAUCAAAUGAAAGAACUUAAUUAAAUAACUUAAAGUA
Molecule: messenger RNA, 1760 nt
Organism: Ilyonectria robusta
Lineage: Eukaryota; Fungi; Ascomycota; Sordariomycetes; Hypocreales; Nectriaceae
Exons: 8
Coding region: 369-1661 (430 amino acids)
Source: RefSeq, a predicted model, not a curated record